AUGCUUGGUCACCAGUUCGCAUACUCGGCGGCCCCGAUCCGCAAGGUGAAGGAGGUCCAAUUUGGUAUCCUUGCGCCUGAGGAGAUCAAAGCAUACUCGGUUGCAAAAAUCGAAUUUGCUGAGGUUAUGGAUGAAACAACGCACAAGCCUAAGGUCGGCGGCUUGAUGGAUCCUCGAAUGGGCACAAUAGACCGCAACUUCAAAUGCCAGACAUGCGGAGAGGGCAUGUCGGAGUGUCCAGGUCACUUUGGACACAUUGAGCUUGCGAGGCCCGUGUUCCACCCAGGUUUCAUUGUCAAAGUGAAGAAGAUUUUGGAAUGUAUAUGUGUAAACUGCGGGAGAUUGAAAGUCAGCAGCUCCGAUACAACGUUUGCGGACAAGAUCAGGCAUGUUCGCGACCCAAAGGCACGAAUGCAAAUGGUCUGGGGCUAUUGUAAAGGCAAGAUGAUCUGCGAAAGCGACGAGCCGAAGGAAGACGCUGAUGGCAUGGAGAACGAGGAGCCCAAGAAGGGCCAUGGAGGUUGUGGUGCCGCCCAGCCGUUAAUUCGGAAGGAGGGGUUGAAGCUUUUCGUUCAAUACAAACGAUCGAAAGACGAAGAUGAGUCGCUGCAACCGGACAAGCGGCUUUUCCCACCGCAUGAGGUGUACACGGCGCUCAAGAAAAUCUCCGACGUCGAUUUGCACAUGCUUGGUCUAUCGGACGAAUAUGCGCGACCUGAGUGGAUGAUUUUGACGGUUAUGCCUGUCCCUCCUCCACCUGUCCGACCAAGUAUCGCGGUAGACGGCGGAACCAUGCGCAGUGAGGACGAUUUGACAUACAAGCUGGGUGAUAUCAUCAAGGCUUCCGCGAACGUUCGCCGCUGUGAGCAGGAGGGUGCUCCCGCUCACGUCAUCACCGAGUUCGAACAGCUGCUACAGUUUCAUGUUGCGACUUACAUGGACAAUGACAUCGCCGGUAUUCCGCAAGCGCUCCAGAAGUCUGGACGUCCGGUCAAAGCCAUUCGUGCCCGUUUGAAGGGCAAAGAGGGUCGUCUGCGUGGUAACCUGAUGGGCAAGCGUGUUGACUUCUCGGCACGAACGGUCAUUACGGGUGACCCGAACCUGGAGCUCGAUGAGGUCGGAGUACCAAAGAGCAUCGCUAUGAAUUUGACAUUCCCCGAACGAGGCAAGGCUAUUACUCCCUACAACAUUGCAUAUUUGCAAGAGCUUGUCCGGAAUGGUCCGACGACCUAUCCUGGUGCUCGUUACGUAGUACGGGAUACGGGCGAGCGCAUCGAUCUCAGAUAUAACAAGCGGACCGACGCAUUCCUGCAGUAUGGAUGGAUCGUUGAACGGCAUCUAAAGGACGGCGAUUUCGUGCUCUUCAAUCGGCAGCCUAGUCUCCACAAGAUGAGUAUGAUGAGCCAUCGUGUCAAGCUCAUGCCUUAUUCCACUUUUCGGCUCAACCUUUCUGUCACACCUCCGUAUAACGCCGAUUUCGAUGGCGACGAGAUGAACAUGCAUGUACCACAGAGUGAAGAAACGCGUGCAGAGCUGAGCCAGAUAGCGUGGGUGCCGCGCCAGAUCAUCACACCACAAGGCAACAGGCCGGUCAUGGGCAUCGUACAAGAUACCCUUUGUGGUAUCCGCAAGUUUACUCUGCGCGACUCCUUCCUCGACUGGACGCAGGUGCAGAACAUCCUAUUGUGGGUUCCCGACUGGGACGGUUCUAUCCCGACUCCUGCGAUCAUAAAACCGAAGCCACUGUGGACCGGAAAGCAGAUCCUGAGCAUGUGCAUUCCUCGUGGAAUCAACAUCUUCCGUUCUCCCGAUCCGAAGACACCAAACCCGGUCUUCGAUGAUGGUAUGAAUAUUGAAAAUGGCGAGAUCAUCUUCGGUACGGUGGAGAAGAAGACGGUCGGUGCUUCUCAGGGCGGACUCGUCCACAUCGUCUUCCGUGAGAAGGGUCCGGAGGCAACACGGACACUCUUUACGGGUCUCCAACAAGUCGUCAACUACUGGCUUUUUCACAACGGCUUCAGUAUCGGUAUCGGCGACACAAUCGCAGACCGAAAGACGAUGGAACAUAUCAAGGAGCAGAUUGCCAUCCGUAAAGUGAAUGUCGUGCAAGCUGUUGACGACGCGGCCCACGAUCGUCUAAAGGCUGCCCCCGGUAUGACGAUCCGAGAGUCGUUCGAGAGUCGCGUCGAACGGGAGCUCAACCUGGCGCGUGAUCAGAACGGGCAGUAUGCACAAAAGAACUUGAAGGAGGACAACAAUGUCAAGCAAAUGGUCGUUGCUGGUUCGAAGGGUUCCUUCAUUAACAUCUCCCAGAUGUCCGUCUGUGUCGGCCAACAGAUCGUCGAGGGUCGUCGGAUUCCCUUUGGGUUCCGUCAUCGUACGUUGCCACAUUUUACGAAGGAUGACUUCAGCCCCGAGUCCCGCGGUUUCGUCGAGAACUCGUACCUUCGUGGCCUCACGCCGCAGGAGUUUUUCUUCCACGCUAUGGCCGGACGAGAAGGACUCAUCGAUACGGCGGUCAAGACUGCCGAGACUGGCUACAUCCAGCGACGUCUUGUGAAGGCGCUGGAAGACGUCAUGGUCUGCUACGACGGCACUGUCAGGAACUCCCUAGGAGAUCUUGUUCAAUUCGUCUACGGUGAAGACGGCAUGGAUGGUGCGUUCAUUGAGCGCCAGAACGUCGAGACAUUUGCUCUGAACAACCGGGAGUUUGAGCACAACUAUCGCGUCGACGUGACCGACCCCAGCGGGGGCUUCUUACCUGGAGUGCUUCAAGUUGGGCUAGAUGACAGCUCUCUCGAUCUUCAGGCCAAGUUGGAUGAAGAGUAUACGCAACUCAUGGAAGACAGGCGCCUACUCCGCGAGUUCAUAUUCCGUCGCCAGGACCCAACCCAUCCCCAUUACCUUCCGGUCAACCUGCAGCGCAUCGUACAAAACGCCGUCCAGAUCUUCCAUAUCGAUCGACGAAAGCCAAGCGAUCUAGAGCCAGCAUACAUCAUCGCCGCUGUACGCGAGCUGGCGAAUCGGUUGAUCGUAGUUCGUGGCGACACUCCUAUAUCCCAUGAAGCUCAGGAAAACGCGACGUUGAUGUUCCGCAUCCAUUUACGAGCGACCUUCGCUGCUCGUCGAGUUCUCGAGAAAUAUCACUUGAACCGCGAAGCGUUUGAGUGGGUCUUGGGUGAAAUCGAGGCCAAGUUUAACCAGUCACUUGCUCACCCAGGUGAAAUGUGCGGCACGCUGGCUGCUCAGUCGAUCGGAGAACCUGCUACGCAAAUGACGCUGAACACGUUCCACUACGCCGGCGUGUCUAGUAAGAACGUCACCCUCGGUGUCCCUCGUUUGAAAGAAAUCAUCAACGUCGCGACCAACAUCAAAACACCGUCGCUAUCCGUUUACCUCGAGCCGGAGAUAGCCAAGGACAAGAUCCUCGCGAAUAGUGUGCAACAGGAACUCGCGUAUACCUCCCUUCGCACUGUUACGGCCGCCGUCGAAAUCUGGUACGAUCCAGAGCCAACCUCCACAAUCAUCGAGGAGGACAGCAUCUUUGUCGAAUCAUUCUUCGCCAUUCCCGAUGACGAAGUUGAGCAAAAGCUUCACUUGCAGUCUCCCUGGCUGCUGCGUCUGGAACUUGACCGCGCGAAGAUGAUCGACCGCAAACUCACGAUGUCAUACGUUGCCGGUCGCAUUGCGGAGAGCUUCAAGACCGACCUCUUUGUCAUCUGGAGUGAGGACAAUUCCGAGAAGCUCAUCAUCCGCUGCCGUGUGCUUGGCGGUGCUGAUAAGGACGAGGACGGGAUGGAGACGGUUGAAGAGGACAUCUUCUUACGGCAACUGGAGAACACUAUGCUGAACUCCAUCAGCUUGCGAGGCGUUCCGGGAAUCCAGCGCGUCUUCUUACUUGAACACGACAAAGUGGUUGUUACGGAGGAGGGCAGUAUCAAGGCCCACCAGGAGAAGGAGUGGGUUUUGGAGACCGACGGUGUCAAUCUCAAGACCGUAAUGUGCGUCGAAGGCGUCAACUUCAAGCGCACCUAUUCGAAUAGUUGCGUCGAAAUCUUCAACGUCCUUGGCAUUGAGGCAGCUCGCGCUGCCAUCAUGAAGGAGUUGCGAAGCGUCAUUGAAUUUGACGGUUCAUACGUGAAUUACCGUCACCUCGCUCUUCUCUGCGAUCUGAUGACGCACCGCGGAAGUCUCAUGGCAAUUACUCGGCAUGGUAUCAACAGGGCUGACACUGGAGCCUUGAUGAGAAGUUCCUUCGAGGAGACGGUCGAGAUCCUAAUGGAAGCGGCAGCAGUCGGCGAAAGAGAUGAUUGCCAUGGUAUCGCGGAGAACGUCAUCUUCGGCCAAAUGGCACCCAUGGGUACUGGUGCGUUCGAUGUCGCCCUCGACAUCGACAUGUUGAAGGAUGUCAUCGUUGAUCAUCGUCUUCCUGUACAAAGCAUGCUGGCUGCACAAGUCGAAGGCGGAAUGACCCCUGGACAAGUCGCAAUGACACCAUACGACAGCAACUCUCCCAUGUGGAACCAGGAUGUCUCGUUCAAGGGGGAAACCGCAGCAUUUACCCCGCUUGCAAACAACGGUGGUGACGAACCAGGCGAUUUCUCGUACCUUGGAUUUGGGCAAAGCCCUCGGGGCGCUGGUGGCAUGUCACCUGCUGCUCCUGGGUACAGUCCAAGCUCUCCGAAUGUCUACUCACCCACAUCACCGUAUGUGCCGCCGUCGCCGUUUAACGGAGCAACUUCACCUUUCGGUACCUCGCCGUAUGCUACCUCGCCGUUCUAUGAUCGCGGUCGUGGGCCCACUUCGCCUACUUAUUCGCCAACAUCUCCGGCGCUCAAUCUCACCUCACCUGGGUAUUCACCUACGAGUCCACGCUACUCUCCGACUUCUCCAUCAUUCUCACCCACGUCGCCUCGCUAUAGUCCGCAGUCUCCAUCCUUCAGUCCUACAUCACCACGCUACUCACCAACGAGUCCGUCAUUCAGCCCGACGUCGCCACGUUCUCCCGCACACAUGUCACCUUCGUCACCGAAGUACUCACCAACAUCUCCUACCUCUCCCUCAUCCCCCAAAUAUUCUCCAACCUCACCCGCAUAUUCCCCUGCUUCUCCUGCCUAUUCGCCUGCCUCACCGGCAUAUAGUCCGACGUCUCCGCAAUGGUCGCCUUCUAGCCCGUCGCAGCAACCGAACGGCAGUGAAAACCGCAGCCACUCGUACAGCACGUCCCCUUCUUGGGACUAAUUCCCCGUUGGUUAUUUAAUUAGCGCACGUCCGAACGCGUUCCGGCUGCUUUUGAUUUUGGCACUCACAUCGCGCACCUCUCCACCAUACGCCUAUACAUUUAGUUCACGCACACGUCUGUAGAUUAGUCGCAUUGUACUUGUUGAUUGCUGAUUUGUUAAUGGCGAUAUCUGCAUGGACCAUGUCUGCCGUUCGCCUUACCCCUUCACUGCGGCGCAAAACACGUAGCGUCGAGGGAAUCUUGCGGGCUGACCUACUCAUGUCGCGUACAAGUCUACUUUGUAUUCCAUAUGAACAAGUA
Messenger RNA from Postia placenta MAD-698-R-SB12, 5542 nucleotides. RefSeq lists its product as hypothetical. Bases 1 to 5241 code for a protein of 1746 amino acids. Lineage: Eukaryota; Fungi; Basidiomycota; Agaricomycetes; Polyporales; Adustoporiaceae. The record is from RefSeq and is a predicted model, not a curated record. Gene Ontology annotation, biological process: transcription by RNA polymerase II. Gene Ontology annotation, molecular function: DNA binding. The transcript is spliced from 16 exons. Gene Ontology annotation, cellular component: RNA polymerase II, core complex.